AUGAACGACUGUGGUGUUGUUAGAUCGUCCAUCCAUGGCGAUAUCGUCUACACGCUGGGUGAAUACCUCUAUAAAAAGCUCGUCCCCAACGCCAAAACCGUGCAUGUCGAUAUCACCGACUUGAAAGUCACCAAGGGCCUCGUGGCGCAAAGAAACACCAAUGGGCCGCAGUACUUCCGUGUCACAGCCACAACAACUAAUAUCAAUACCGGCGUGGCUGACUUCGUCUGGGAGAAUGUUGCCAACGAUGGUAGCGUUUCUCAGCCAUUCGCUACCUGUCGUAUCCUCUAUGGCGAUGCCAACGCAUGGCUCUCAGCGUGGAGUCCACUGGCCCACCUCGUGCAUGGUCGCAUCGAUGCCCUCGAGCGUCUUGCAGCAGAAGGAAUCGCCAGCCGCUUCUCGCACAAGAUGGUAUAUACCCUCUUCGGAAACAACCUCGUGAAAUAUGCAGACAAAUACCGUGACAUGCAGGCCGUCGAGAGGAGCGAGUUUGAAGCCUUUGCAGACGUUACCCUCAAGCACGUCCAUGGCGGAGGUAACUACAACGUUCCACCUUUUUCCAUCGACAGCGUCGCCCAUCUGGCUGGCUUCAUUAUGAACGUGUCCGACGCUAGCGACACGGCUAAUACGUUCUGCAUGACACCGGGAUGGGAUAUUAUGCGCUUCGUUCGUCCUCUAGUCGCGGGCCAUAAAUAUAGGUCCUAUGUCAAGAUGAUUCCGACCGAUGAUGAUCCGUCUGUAUACCUUGGAGAUGUGAACGUCUUCCAGGACGGUGUGAUUAUAGGUAUAGUCGCGGGGAUUCAGUUCCGCCGCUAUCCACGUAUUCUCAUGAAUCGUUUCUUUGCUGCGCCAGAUUCGUCGAUUGUGAAGUCUUAUACUUCUACUGUGCCAACGUCGACACCCGCUGCAUAG
Messenger RNA from Arthroderma uncinatum, 912 nucleotides. Its product is annotated as ketoacyl-synt-domain-containing protein. The record is from RefSeq and is a predicted model, not a curated record. The transcript has 3 exons. The coding region runs from base 1 to 912 and encodes 303 amino acids. NCBI's taxonomy places the organism in Eukaryota, Fungi, Ascomycota, Eurotiomycetes, Onygenales, Arthrodermataceae.